Lichtheimia ornata is the source of this 996-nucleotide messenger RNA. RefSeq lists its product as uncharacterized. NCBI's taxonomy places the organism in Eukaryota, Fungi, Mucoromycota, Mucoromycetes, Mucorales, Lichtheimiaceae. The transcript is spliced from 5 exons. Bases 1 to 996 code for a protein of 331 amino acids. The record is from RefSeq and is a predicted model, not a curated record.
AUGAUCCAUAAGGCGGCUCUAUUGGCGUUAGCAUGGGCUUUGAUGGGUGUACAGGGUGAAUGGCUGGCCGAGAUCCCUGAUGCACCACCUCGUUGGAAGAGCAAGCUCUUUGACAUUCCCACCUGGAUUGUGCCUAUUGAAGAUUACAAUGCGGAUUCGUUUGAUACUACCACUGUUUUCUCUGUUGUGGCUAUGGCAGGGGCAUCAGCAUACGCGAUUUAUCACACAUUUUGGAUUUAUUUGCCAUCACAACCACCUGGGCGCAAGAGUGUGGGCCGUUUUAAUCGAUUGAUUUUGGCAUACUUGAUUAGCACGCUCAUUGCUAGCUUUACGUUUGAUCUCAUGAAUGCGGGCAAGAUAUGGGCUUCCUUUGGUGUACUUCACAACUUGUUUGAAAUUGCCUUAUUAGCAGGCAUCUUUAUCCGUCGAUCGGAUGUUAGCGAUUUCUUGUUUGUGCCUAUUUGCUUCCUUUACUUGCUAGGAACAGCGUUUGCAGUGAUUUGGUUGCCAUGGCCACUGGAUGCCCUAUUCUUCAAGUAUCAAGGAUUAAGCACGGACCUUGCCUUGGGUCUUGACCUCUUCCGGCUUUAUUUCCACAACCGAAGGAUUGCAAAAAGGACCAAGAUUGUCACCUAUGUUACGGAUCCAGAGGACGACAAGGUCAACGAUGGUGAAGCCGCUGAAAAGAAGGAAAACAAGCGUCGAAUUCCUCCAGUGCAUGUUCAUAUCUUUAUUAUUGCAACAGCUGCCAUGUUGCAUUGGUUUGGCAAUGCAUUGGUAACCAUGAGCAACCAUUUUCUCAUGUGGCUCAUCUUUCAAUUUCUUUAUGCUGUUGCGUUUCCAAUGUAUGCCUACUAUGUUGUCGUUGAGCCCAAUGCCAGCAGGAUUCAUUGGUACAAGGUUGACUACUGCAAGGAAUCCCUGGUGGCAAUUGUAUCCUUGGCCACGUGUGGUAUCAUCAUUGCUAUUGGCAUUUUGAACAGUGACCACGUCUAA